This is a messenger RNA of Gadus morhua (Atlantic cod), 5434 nucleotides long. RefSeq names its product phospholipase C like 2 (gene plcl2). Bases 495 to 3836 code for a protein of 1113 amino acids. The transcript has 7 exons. NCBI's taxonomy places the organism in Eukaryota, Metazoa, Chordata, Actinopteri, Gadiformes, Gadidae. The record is from RefSeq and is a predicted model, not a curated record. Gene Ontology annotation, molecular function: phosphatidylinositol-4,5-bisphosphate phospholipase C activity. Gene Ontology annotation, biological process: gamma-aminobutyric acid signaling pathway; phosphatidylinositol-mediated signaling; regulation of synaptic transmission, GABAergic.
CUGGUGAUGCUUUGAGUUAGGAAACUAAACUACCUAGCUCGCUAGCCUUUAAUAGCCUAGUAAUACAAACUACCAAGCUCUAAGGCUAGCAACUAUUGGCCAAGUGUAGUAUAAACUACGGAGCUACAAGACUAGUACCUAUUAGCCUAGUAGAAGAAACUACCUAGCUUCAAGGCUAGCACCUCUUAGCCUGGUAGUACAAAGCAGAAAGCCCUCACGUCCAGCCGCAGCAGUCCGCACUCAGCCAGCAGGAGCGACUUAUGGACCGCCGUGUCUUCUCCGGAGUGACAGAGCCCCCGAAAGCGCACAAUGCACGCAGAAGACGCUACCUGAUGUGCUUCUGCUACAAAAGAUGAUAUGGACUGAUUUUCUGCACAUGUAAUAACGCCACGCCGAUAGGCCAGGCAGGGAAUUGAAGGAAAGCCAGAAACAUCCAAAGUCCUUCCCCACACCGGAGAUUGACAGCUAACGUUAGUCCGUGUGAGAGUGUGCCUAUGGCCGAGUCUGGGGAGAACGACAGAGGUCUGCCUCCGUCGAGUACAGGGGAUCCACCCGUGCCUAGCGACGAGGGGACCGGCAAGACGCAUUGCGAAGCGUCGUUCUUGAACGGGGACUGUGGGAUAUCAUCAAACAUGGUUGGGUCUGGAUCCAUCGCUGUACCUGGCAGUCAAGCUGGUCUUGAUGCCGCCAACACAUCGGUCGGAAUGGAUGCCAAAUCUGGAAUACCACGCCGGAGCAGUAUUAUCAAGGAUGGCUCGCGGCAGCGCAAAGAGAGGAAGAAGACGGUGUCCUUCAGCAGCAUGCCCACGGAGAAGAAGAUCAGCAGUGCCAGCGACUGCAUCAACGCCAUGGUGGAUGGCUCGGAGCUGAAGAAGGUGCGCUCCAACUCCCGCGUCUACCACCGCUACUUCCUGCUCGACGCCGACAUGCAGUCGCUGAGGUGGGAGCCCUCGAAGAAGGAGUCGGAGAAGGCCAAGAUUGACGUCAAGUCCGUCAAGGAGGUGCGGACGGGCAAGAACACGGACACGUUCCGGACCAAUGGCAGCUACGAUCAGAUAUCGGAGGACUGCGCCUUCUCGAUCAUCUACGGUGAGAGCUAUGAGUCGCUGGACCUGGUCGCGAAUUCCGCCGACGUAGCGAACAUCUGGGUGACGGGUCUGAGGUAUCUGAUCUCUUACGGGAAGCACACCUUGAACAUGAUUGAGAGUAUCCAGAACAGCAUGCGCUCCUCUUGGCUCGGGGAACUCUUCGAUGAGACCGACGUCCACAACAGUAAGCAGGUGAACAUAUGUGCAGCGGUGCAACUGGUGAAAAAUCUAAACCCGGGACUAAAAAAUGUAAAGAUAGAGUUGAAAUUCAAGGAGUUCCACAAAGCUAAGGACAAAACAGGCCCUGACGUGACCAAAGAGGAGUUCAUUGAAGUGUUUCAUGACCUCUGCACCCGACCAGAAAUCUAUUUCCUCUUUGUUCAGUUUUCCAGCAACAAAGAGUUUCUGGACACCAAGGACUUGAUGAUUUUCCUCGAGGCCGAGCAGGGCAUGGCUCAAGUGAGCGAAGAGACAAGCCUGGAGGUGAUACAGAGCUACGAACCGUCCCGAGAGGGCCAGCUCAAAGGCUGGCUUUCCCUGGAUGGCUUCACCAACUACCUUAUGUCGCCGGAGUGCCAUAUCUUUGACCCCGAACAAAAGACAGUGUGCCAAGACAUGAACCAGCCACUGUCUCACUAUUACAUCAACGCCUCGCACAACACGUACCUGAUCGAGGAUCAGUUCAGGGGGCCCUCGGACAUCACAGGGUACAUCCGGGCCCUUAAGAUGGGCUGCCGCAGCGUAGAGUUGGACGUGUGGGACGGGCCUGACAACGAACCGGUCAUUUACACCGGACACACCAUGACCUCGCAGAUCGUUUUCCGCACCGUCAUCGACAUCAUUAACAAGUACGCUUUUGUGGCGUCAGAGUUCCCGCUAUUACUGUGUCUCGAAAAUCACUGUUCCCUGAAGCAGCAGAGGGUCAUGUUCCAGCACCUGAAAAAGAUCCUGGGUGACAAGCUCUACCUCGACCCUCCAAAACCCGAGGAGCUCUAUCUCCCCUCGCCCUUUGAAAUGAAAGGUCGAAUCCUGCUGAAGGGCAAGAAGCUCAGCACAAACGUCACCGGUUCAGAGGGUGAGGUGACGGAUGAGGACGAGGGUGCGGAGAUGUCCCAGCGGAUGACCAUCGAGUCUGGGGAACAGCAGACUCCCGCGCCCAAGAAGUUCCAGCUCUCCAAGGACCUCUCCGACCUGGUGACCCUGUGUAAAUCGGUGGAGUUCAAAGACUUCCCGACGUCCUUUCAGAACCAGAGGCCCUGGGAGCUGUGCUCCUUCAACGAGGUCUUAGCGAGCCGUUGUGCGAGUGAAUUUCCAGGCGAUUUCGUGAAUUACAACAAAAAGUAUCUGGCGCGCGUUUACCCCAGCCCGAUGCGGAUCGACUCGAGCAACAUGAAUCCUCAGGACUUCUGGAAGUGCGGUUGUCAGAUCGUUGCGAUGAACUACCAGACGCCCGGCCUCAUGAUGGACCUAAACAUCGGCUGGUUCCGACAGAACGGAAGCUGUGGCUACGUGCUGCGCCCGGCCAUCAUGAGGGAACAGGUGUCCUACUUCAGCGCCAACACCAAAGACUCUGUUCCUGGCGUGUCCCCACAGCUGCUGCACAUCAAGAUCAUCAGCGGACAGAACUUCCCAAAGCCCAAAGGCUCCGGGGCCAAGGGAGACGUGGUGGACCCCUACGUGUACGUGGAGAUCCACGGUAUACCUGCGGACUGCGCCGAACAGAGGACUAAGACGGUCACCCAGAACGGGGAGAACCCGCUGUUCGACGAGAGCUUUGAGUUCCAGAUCAACCUGCCGGAGCUGGCCAUGGUGCGCUUCGUAGUGCUGGACGACGACUACAUCGGUGACGAGUUCAUCGGCCAGUACACCAUCCCCUUUGAGUGUCUUCAGCCGGGCUUCCGGCACAUACCGCUGCAGUCUCUCACCGGGGAGUUGCUGCCCCACGCCUGGCUGUUCGUCCACGUGGCCAUCACCAACCGACGGGGGGGUGGCAAGCCCCACAAGCGGGGGCUGUCGGUUCGCAAGGCUAAGCGGAGCAGGGAGUACGCAAGCAUGCGGGUGCUGUUGAUCAAGGCCCUGGAUGACGUCUUCAAGACGGCCAUGGUCCCGUUGAGGGAGGCCACGGACCUCCGGGAAAACAUGCAGAACGCCAUUGUGCCCUUCAAGGAGCUCUGCGGCCUGUCAGCGGUGGCCAACCUGAAGCAGUGCAUCCUGGCACUCUGCCCCAGGCUCAUGGGCCCCGACGGUAGCCCCCUGCUGCUGUUCGACCUCGGUGACCAGUACCCCAACCUUGAGGCCCAAGGCGUGCCCCCUGAGGUCCUCAAGAAGGUGGUCACCACCUAUGAACUGAUGAUCCAAACGAGCAGGACUCUCCUGGAGAACUCGGAAGCCGUCCACGAGAGAAUCCUGCAGACUCAAAAAGCGGCGAUGGAGUUCCACGAGAACCUCCAGGAGCUGGCGGUGAAGGAGGGUCUGAAAGGGAGGAAGCUCCACAAGGCGGUGGAGAGCUUCACCUGGAACAUCACCAUCCUGAAGGGCCAGGCGGACCUGCUGAAGCACGCCCGGAACGAGGUGCAGGAGAACCUGAAGCAGAUCCACUACGCCGCCCUGACCUCCAGCCUCAGCAAGGGAGGCCACGGCCACCCCCGCGUCUCCUCCGGCUCCUCCGAGUCCAGGAACGGCCGCGGCCUGCAGGUCAUCCCGGAGAAGGCCUCCGCCGAGGACCAGCUCUCCGACCAGGACUUUUGAGCCGGUCGUGUUCUCCGGUACCCUACCCCUCCUCCGCUCCCACCCGCCCCCCCGCUCCAAAACCCCACCACCUCCUCGCCACGCCGCCUUUUGCCUGUUAGGAACCCUCGUACUUUGUAGCCCGACACUGAGUUCAACUACUCCCACCCCCACAGACACUUUUGGUUUUUGUACAUUCCCGCCGUUGAGAACAUUCCCAACGUCACACACUCAUCCUUCUGAAAGCUCCUUAGAGGCGGGUUCAAAAGAACGGAGCCAGACUGAUGUGGCAUCCAAGGGAAACGUAUAAUCUGUAUUUAGGAUGAUUCAGAUGCAGCCUUCCAAUAAGCUGGAGCAGUGAGUCAGCUGAAGACGGGUGUGACCUUGACAGCUCUGCUCAGAUGGCGCCGCCUCACUGAGUCUUCACAGGGAUCACCUGAAUGCCAACGAGUACUUCCCCCGUCAAGGGAGCGAGGCGUCUCGGGGCGGGGGGGGGAACCUGGGACCUCUCCACUCUCAACCGCACUCUCACCACCGAUAAUUUACCGUUUAGCGUCUGUCGCCCCUGUUCUUCUGUACCACAUCUCCACACCUCACUAUUGGGGGAGCCGGGGGAAACCUUGGGAAUCACGUAGCCAUGGAGCCGCCUUAGCCAGUGGUGGCACACUCAAACCACCGGACUGGAUCCUGGGCUGCAACGGGUCGAAUCCGGGGUUCCACCGGAGCGGACUCUGGGUAGGAAGGGACCAGAGUCCUGCGGCUCGUCCGGACCGGAUCCUUUUUUUCCGAUGGAUCUUUCAAAGCACAAUUUUACUGAAGAGUAUUUUUUUUUCUUUCUGACCAAUCAGAGACUGGAGCUGUGAAUGUAGCGGUAGGCAGAAAGGAAGGGGAAGGGGGGGGGGGGGGGGGGGGACAAGGUAAAAGAAGAAAAGUAUAAAAUAACCGAUAAGAACCGUUUACAACACUGCACUUGUUUGUGUUCUUGUCUGCCAAAUAGUAUGCUAUCCCUCGUGUACAGACGGAGUACCCUGGUCCUUUUCUUUAUCCCUGACGUGCAUUGUUUUAUUAGUCUUAUUGUAAACUUGGAAAUACGAUUUAUUUUGUAAAAGAUAUGACUUGUUCAUGGAAGAGAAAAGAAAAAGUAAUUAUUUUAUUCUGUAUAGAGCUCUUAAUUUGGCAGGCGGGGAAACUUCUGAGGGGUGGGAUGAGGAGAGGGUGUCGCAACAAUGUGACCUAUGACCUUUCCCACUGGAACGUUCCUUUGUGGAAACACUAGGAACAGUAGUAGAAUGUAGUGUGUGUGUGUGUGUGUGUGUGUGUGUGUGUGUGUGUGUGUGUGUGUGUGUGUGUGUGUGUGUGUGUGUGUGUGUGUGUGUGUGUGUGUGUGUGUGUGUGUGUGUGUGUGUUCUCCAAGCAAACGCCCCAAGUGUCAAAUAUUAAACCAGCAACUUAAAGCAACCACAGAAAAGAGCUGGUGGCAUGUGACCUUGAGCUCAACAACUAACUCAAAGAUGUUUCUGUUUAUUUUGUAUUCAUAACUUGAAUUCAUUCAAAUGAAUUAUAGAAGAGAUUGUGUUUUUUCUCCCAUGGUAUUUUCAUUAAAAGACCCGAUAAAGAAU